This is a messenger RNA of Fusarium keratoplasticum, 825 nucleotides long. RefSeq lists its product as uncharacterized. The record is from RefSeq and is a predicted model, not a curated record. Gene Ontology annotation, molecular function: oxidoreductase activity, acting on the CH-OH group of donors, NAD or NADP as acceptor. Bases 1 to 825 code for a protein of 274 amino acids. Lineage: Eukaryota; Fungi; Ascomycota; Sordariomycetes; Hypocreales; Nectriaceae. The transcript has 4 exons.
AUGACUGCUCCGACAUCCGUCCACCGAUUAUCAGGCAAGGUCUGCAUCGUCACAGGCGCCUCCUCCGGUCUUGGUCGUGCUAUUGCACUCGGCUACUCUCGCGAGGGAGCUUCCGUCGUCUGCGCAGAUCUCCAGCCCAAGGCACGCCUCGAUGUGAAUGGGGAAGAAGCAAUCAGCACCGAUGAGCUCAUCCGGUCGAAAGGAGGGAAAGCAAUCUUUGUUCAAACGGAUGUAGGCAAGGCUACAGCUGUCGAGGCCCUAGUGACGAAAACAGUGGCCGAGUUCGGACGUAUCGAUGUGCUGGUCAACAAUGCUGGCAUUUCUGCCGAAGCAGGAAACAAACCACUCAAGAUCCACGAGACGCCAGAAGAGUGGUGGGACAAGACGAUGAACGUCAACGUCAAGUCCAUUUUCCUGACGAGCAAGUACACCAUCGCUCAGAUGCUGAAGCAAGAGAAGCCUGAGACUGGUGACAGGGGCUGGAUCAUCAACAUAUCGUCGAUAUACGGCAUUGUUGCGGGUCGAAAUAUCUCGUCAUACUGUGCUUCAAAGGGUGCUGUGUCCAACUUGACUAGACAGGUAGCCUUGGACUAUGCCAAAGACGGCAUUCACUGCAACGCGAUUUGUCCAGGAUACACCGAGACGGCCAUCUGGGCCGACACAGUCAAGCACAACGACAUGGAAUCUAUCCGAUCACUUCAUCCGCUUCACGGAACAGGUGUUCCAGAGGACUUAGUGGGCGCGGCCAUCUUUCUUGCAAGUCAAGAGGCCAGGUGGAUCACGGGCGUGUGUCUUCCAGUGGAUGGAGGCUUUACAGCCCAGUAG